GAUACACCAGCCGAUUUCCCAAAUUUUGUGCCUCGUCUGAAGAUCUAAGCGAAUGAUGCUGAUGGAUUGAUGAUUUGACGUUCAGUCUUUUUCUCUCUAUCCCGUCGCCACAAUGUCAAUUGCAGCAGCGCCCAAUGCGCUUCGAGCCUCAUCAGGCUGCGCCUCAAGGCUGUGGCUGUCUCUGCAGAAAAGCCCGUCAUCAAGCCUUUUCCUGCAGGUAGCAAGUUUCUCUACGACGGCGCCGCAAUGCAAGCGCAAGACAAAGGAUAGCAACAAGCGACGAGGCGUCAGCAGCCUCUACGGAUCGGGCCCGCGAGAGCCGCUGUCCAUGUCCAACAUGCCGCUGCCGAAGCCCGUCGAGUUCAAGCCCAAGAUCGAGGUCGACGAGAGCCACGGACUGUGGGGGUUCUUCCCCGCGCCGGGGAAGCUCCUGCUGACGCCCAAAGAGACGGAGGAGCAUGGGCGAGCGUGGGAGGUGGAGGAGCUGCGGCGGAAGUCGUGGGAAGAUUUACAUGCUCUGUGGUGGAAGUGCUGUAAGGAGAGGAACAUGCUUGCUACGGCGAGGGCGGAGCUGUUGAGGGGGAAGCUUGGGUUUGGAGAGCGGGAGAUUGAUUCACGGGAUGAAGAGGUUACGAAGACGAUGAGGGCGAUCAAGCAUGCUCUUACAGAGCGAUUCUAUACUUGGCAGGAUGCCGUCGAGGUUGCCAGGUCGGACCCCGAGAUCAACUUGGAGGGAGGAGAGGGUCAGGUGUACACACCGUCUGCAUAUGAAGAGGGAUACGAUGAUGUUCCUGCUGUGGAAGAAGCAGACAAGGAGUUGAAGGAGCCUACAAGGUAGAAGCCAGGCGAGGCUAGGAGAUGGACGAUCAAAACUAACGAAGAGAAUACCGAGGUCAAUCUUAGAAGAAGAAAAAAAGGAAAGAAAAAGGUCAGCGAGGUUAAGGGGGACGGUUCGACGACGGCCAGCAUGAUAUCACGGGGAGGUAUUCUGGCCCGGCCGCGUGUAGUAUUAAGUAUGGGGAAUCUGUGUACCUAUAUCCGACGAUGAAGCAAUUGGCAUGUAUAUUACUACUGGUACGAUAUAAUACUCGUAUACCGAUUAUCGGGAUGACUUUGAUGAACGCAACGAGGCUAGAGUCGAAUCAAUUUCAUUUUUCAUUUUCAGCCCGGCCAG
This is a messenger RNA of Trichoderma harzianum CBS 226.95, 1174 nucleotides long. RefSeq lists its product as hypothetical. Gene Ontology annotation, biological process: mitochondrial translation. Gene Ontology annotation, molecular function: structural constituent of ribosome. Gene Ontology annotation, cellular component: mitochondrial ribosome; mitochondrial large ribosomal subunit. The transcript is spliced from 2 exons. NCBI's taxonomy places the organism in Eukaryota, Fungi, Ascomycota, Sordariomycetes, Hypocreales, Hypocreaceae. The coding region runs from base 113 to 838 and encodes 241 amino acids. The record is from RefSeq and is a predicted model, not a curated record.